AUGUCUGACUUUCAAAAGGAAAAGGUUGAAGAACAAGAACAACAACAACAAAUCAUCAAGAUUAGAAUCACUUUGACUUCUACCAAGGUUAAGCAAUUGGAAAAUGUCUCUUCUAACAUUGUCAAGAACGCUGACCAACACAACUUGGUCAAGAAGGGUCCAGUCAGAUUACCAACCAAGGUCUUGAAGAUCUCCACCAGAAAGACUCCAAACGGUGAAGGUUCUAAGACUUGGGAAACCUACGAAAUGAGAAUCCACAAGAGAUACAUUGACUUGGAAGCUCCAGUUCAAAUUGUUAAGAGAAUCACUCAAAUCACCAUUGAACCUGGUGUGGAUGUCGAAGUUGUUGUCGCUUCUAACUAA
Molecule: messenger RNA, 363 nt
Organism: Saccharomyces kudriavzevii IFO 1802
Lineage: Eukaryota; Fungi; Ascomycota; Saccharomycetes; Saccharomycetales; Saccharomycetaceae
Gene: RPS20
Product: 40S ribosomal protein uS10
Exons: 1
Coding region: 1-363 (120 amino acids)
Biological process (GO): translation
Cellular component (GO): ribosome; cytosolic small ribosomal subunit
Molecular function (GO): structural constituent of ribosome; RNA binding
Source: RefSeq, a predicted model, not a curated record